This is a messenger RNA of Parasteatoda tepidariorum (common house spider), 476 nucleotides long. Lineage: Eukaryota; Metazoa; Arthropoda; Arachnida; Araneae; Theridiidae. The record is from RefSeq and is a predicted model, not a curated record.
GAGGUAUAUAAAUUUAUCACCACGGCGCCAAACACAGCAAAAUCAAAUUCCUCCAACAGCGAGGGAGACUACCAACUUGUACAACAUGAAGUAUUAUAUUCACCUACCAACCAGUAUGAAGUGCUGGAAUUCCUUGGCAGGGGCACCUUUGGUCAGGUGGUUAAGUGCUGGAAGAAAGGGACCAAUGAGAUUGUUGCCAUCAAGAUAUUAAAAAAUCAUCCUUCGUAUGCACGGCAAGGUCAAAUUGAAGUCAGCAUUCUUCACAGAUUAAGUCAAGAAAAUGCUGACGAGGUAUAACAAUUUUAAGUGUUCACUUUAUUGGAGCUGAACUUCUAAUUUUAAAAUCCAAAUACCAUCUUUCGUGCUUUAUUUAUUUAUUUUUAAUUGAACAUGAACAUUUGAGAUUGAUAUUAUAAAAUGAAAUUGGAAAAUAAUUUACAAAUCAUUACCUUAAAAAGCAUAGUUUUCCCUAAAGG